Messenger RNA from Fundulus heteroclitus (mummichog), 4071 nucleotides. It is a transcript of the gene snx2, whose product is annotated as sorting nexin 2. Gene Ontology annotation, molecular function: phosphatidylinositol binding. Lineage: Eukaryota; Metazoa; Chordata; Actinopteri; Cyprinodontiformes; Fundulidae. The record is from RefSeq and is a predicted model, not a curated record. The transcript is spliced from 16 exons. Bases 121 to 1662 code for a protein of 513 amino acids. Gene Ontology annotation, biological process: early endosome to Golgi transport. Gene Ontology annotation, cellular component: endosome; endosome membrane.
UCGCGCCUCUCUGCUUCCCAGCAGGAACGUCACGUGACUCAGCGGGAGGAGAACCUCCUGACUCCCGCACCUCCUCCGCUUCCCGUCAGCUCCUCUCGCCUCUCCGUUAGCAGCAGGAACAUGGCGGACACAGCCCGGGACCCUCCGCCGGACCGGACCGACUUCCAUGAGGUGGAGGACGGAGAGGACCUGUUCCCGGAGCCGAGCGCCGCCCCGGAGUCCCAACCAGCCAGCCUGUCUGCUGUGGACAUCAGCACCAACUCAAAUGGACCCAAACAGGACUCGUUUUUCGAUGACGACAACGAGGAUCUGUUCGCAGAAGCAACAGAGGAGGUGUCGUUGGACAGUCCGGAGAGGGACGUCCUGCUGUCCGACGGCCCGUCCCCCGCCAUCACCCCCAUCACUCCGCCCACCUCCGUCAUCACUCCUCGCAUCGGCCACCAACACGACGACAUGUUCACGCACUCCUCGUUUGACGAAAUCGAGGAAGAGGAAGGUGGAGAUUCUUUCGACAUAAACAUUUCAGUGUCGGAUCCUGAGAAAAUCGGUGACGGGAUGAACGCAUACAUGGCCUACAAGGUGACAACAAAGACCUCCAUGUCUCUGUUUAAGCAGAGGGACUUCUCAGUAAAAAGGCGCUUCAGUGAUUUCCUGGGUCUGCACGGUAAACUGGCCUCCAAGUACCUGCACAUAGGCUACAUCGUUCCCCCUGCUCCAGAGAAAAGCAUUGUGGGGAUGACCAAAGUGAAGGUUGGGAAGGAGGAUCAGUCAUCCAACGAGUUUGUGGAGAAGAGGAGGUCCGCAUUAGAGAGGUACCUGAUGAGAACAGUCAAGCAUCCCAUUCUGCUGAAGGAUCCUGACGUCCUGCAGUUCCUGGAGAGCACCGAGCUGCCGCGGGCCGUCAACACUCAGGCCCUGAGCAGCGCCGGGAUCCUACGGAUGGUCAACAAAGCCGCCGACGCCGUCAACAAGAUGACCAUCAAGAUGAACGAGUCAGACGCCUGGUUCGAGGAGAAGCAGCAGCACUUUGAGAACCUGGACGUCCAGCUGAAGAAGCUCCACGCCAGCGUGGAGUCUUUGGUCUGCCACAGGAAAGAGCUGUCCGUAAACACGGCGCAGUUCGCCAAGUCGGCGGCCAUGUUGGGGAACAGCGAGGACCACACGGCUCUGUCCCGAGCUCUGUCCCAGCUGGCCGAGGUGGAGGAGAAGAUCGACCAGCUGCACCAGGACCAGGCCAACGCCGACCUGUACCUCUUCUCUGAGUUACUGGGAGACUACGUCCGGCUGAUCAGCGCCGUCAAGGGAGUCUUCGACCAGCGCAUGAAGACCUGGCAGAAGUGGCAGGACAGCCAGAUGCUGCUGCAGAAGAAACGAGAAGCUGAAGCCAAGCUGCAGUUCACCAACAAACCCGACAAGCUGCAGCAGGCCAAGGACGAGAUCAAGGAGGAGAUUGAGGAGCUGGAGGGAAAAGUCCAGCAGGGUGAGAGAGACUUCGAGCAAAUCUCCAAAACCAUCCGCAGAGAAGUGAGCAGGUUCGAGAAAGAGAGAGUAAAGGAUUUUAAAAUGAUCAUUGUUAAAUACCUGGAGUCGCUGGUACAAACACAACAGCAGCUCAUUAAAUACUGGGAAGCCUUCCUACCCGAAGCCAAGGCCAUCUCAUAGAGCCCAGUCACCCCGACAGAGGGACAGACUACACUACCCAUGAUGCACCUCUCCUCCCCCUCCUCUUGUUUGACAUGGAAGCAAAGAUGAGGAGUGAGACAGAUAAUCCAAGUGUCUGUAAUUUAAAAAAAAAAAAAAAAACAGAGUUGACAGUUUUUUUGUUUUGAAUCUGAACUGGUUGAUUUUAAAUCUCAAAUUAUGAUUCAGGAAACAAAAACAAGUUUAUGUAAAACCUGAAAUAAAUUCAGACAGUGAAUGCAGCACGAGUUUACAGCGCCGAAGACAGCUUUAAUCUCACACUCAUCCAAAGUUUUUCAGUGGUGUCUUCCAUCGUCAGGCAUCCAGACAUCUGCAUAAAACGCAAACAAGUGUCGGGUAAAUAAAUGGUUUAUUGGGAGUAUGGAAGCUCGUUGUUGCCUUAAAUAGUAGAAAAAUGAUUGAAAGUGGAAAUGAGAACAGAGAAUAAACAAAUUCAAAAUGUAGACUCAUGUUGUUUUUUCACCACAAAUUUAGGUGUUUUGCUAAUAUUUCACAAGUACUAAAAAAUCAACAAAGCAUUAUUUUUAGGUUAAGCAAAAAAUAAUUUCAUUUUCACAGUUUUUUUUUUCUUUGUCCCGUGAAUAAAAAGUCAGGCCACAUAUUCACACUUAUUAAAAUUAAAUGAAACAUGCCUGAAAUACAUAUCAGGUCUCAUUGUUUAUUUUCUAAAUUAAAGUUAAAUACGUUAAUAAACUAAUGAACAGAUUGUAUAAGUGGUAUAUUUAAUGUUAAUAGCUUCUCUAUUUCAGGUUAGUGAUUAAAAAUUAAUUUCAAAACCACAUAAGAUUUUCCCAUUGAUGGCCGUGCAAGUAAGUCAGCUCAGUAAGUGUUUCACUUCAUUUUAAAAUCAUAAUAAAAAUCAUAAUAAACAUCUUUGUUUCUGCUUCUCUUUGGCAACAAGGAGCUUCCAUAGUUAAUGUGAAAUACUACAUUACCCAUGAGCCUCGUCAGCAGAUUAAAAAAGUGGUUUGAUUCAGGAUUUUCUGUCCAGAAAGCUGCACAAUCUUUAAACUUCAAUGCAACAUUCCCUGCCUAGCAACUGAGUUGAAGUGCCCUCUGAUUGGUUGAUUACUUUUAUUUUUACUUUUUUGUUGUUUUAGUGAGCAUAGUUACUCAGGAAGACCCUGAAGGACAUGCAGAGCCCACCUUCUCUUUCCACUUUUAUUCGCUGUAUACUUUCAUCUCAUGAACAUUGAAUGUUUUUCCACCCACACUCGCCAGAGGGAAAAUUACAGCUUCUUCUGUCAUUUGUGUGGUCAGAACUUUGAUUUCCUGUUUACUGUUCAACAGCCACUACUUCCUGUCACGCCUUUCAUAAUAAGAGCCCCUGUUUUUGUUGCUGUAUGAUCGAAAGUGAAGGCAACGUUUUUGUUUGAGCCGCGCUUUGGAAGAAUCUCUCGUUCUGGUUCUGUUCACUGCAGAUUUCAUUUAGAAAAAUGCUAAAUUCAGACUAGAAAUUAAUUAAAUAACUGCUAAUAAUGACUUAACUGUGUAAAAUGGUAAGUAAGCACUCUUUAUCAUAAAUAAGCAUUCUGUGAAUUAUGUUUUUAAAGGAUUUUACUGCAUCUAAGAAACUAACAGAUGUGCAGGCAGAGAUAAAAACGCAACCAGGUGAGAUUGGGAUAAAAACCAGAUUUCUGUUAAAUCAUGCUGUGUUUUUUGUAUAAUCUUGAAAAAAUUACUUGCAGACUGAACAGAACCAGUUUUAGGCUCUUCCUAUAAAUGAAUCCCAAAAUAAGGAUGAUGCUGUGAGUGGGUAUUCCCCUGUUAUUCCCAUUUUUCCUGUUAAUUUCCCUGUUUUCCCUGCUUAUUUCUGUGGUAUUCCUGUUGUAUUCCCUAAAAGUGGCUGAACGUUCGUCCCUCCCAGCCUCAGAGCCUGAGGACGUUGAGUUUUUUUCUAUGACUGUUUAUCUGUCUGUGAAUCAAUGUGAAAGCUGCAGUUUUACAAGUUUUGUAGCAAAUCCUGCAGUGUGUUUGAUUUUGAUUAAUUUUAAAGCACAUUGCAUAAAACGUCCUGUAUCUGUGAAAGAUACCUUGAAGUAUGUUCAUCUCUAAUUGAUUUUAAAGAAAAACUGGAAGUAUUUUUGAUUUAUUUAAUUUCAUCUUCAGCAUAUUUCCAGCUAUGCUCAGCUCCAUCUUAAAUCUAAUUAUUAUUUGCUUUGAUUUUCUUUUAUUAUUUUCAAUCUUUUUUUCACAUUCUUACCAAUGAUUGAUGUGCAAUGUUGGAUGUUUUAGUUGAUUUUGGUUUUUAUAUUUUCAAAGAUGAAGUUGUUGAUUUGUUUGGAAAUCUUUUGAUGUGACGAUCCUGCAGUGCAGCCGAGCUGAUGAUUGAAUUCUUUAAUAACAAUAAAGAAUGUAUCUCAUCCUUUA